AUGGCGGAGUCUAUUGUUCUUUCCUUGUACAUACUUGCAGGUAUCUCUGCGUCUUUAAUUGUGAGUUUUACAAUGAAAUCAAUAGGUGUAUUUACGCCAUACCUUUCUCGAAAACUCGUUCAUAUUUCUGUUGGAGUUUCUGUUAUGAUUUUUUUCAAAUAUUUUGAGGGUUCAGACCUCAUUACUAGAUUUUGGUGUGUAUUGCCACUUUUGUUAUUCUGUGUCGUUUUCUACGUUUUCGGAUCGGGUCAUGUCAGUGGGAAGCUUGUCGACUUUAUGACAACAAGCGUAUGUAGAACUGGCAAAGCAACUGAAAUGACAAAAGGGCCAUUAUUCUAUUGUGUUGUUAUGGUCUUUUUGAUAAUUGUAUUUUGGAAAAGCUAUCCUCCUUCUGUAAUUGGGUUAAUGGUAAUGGUAACUGGCGACGGUAUAGCUGAAAUCUUUGGUAAAAUAAUACCAUCAAAAGUAUUAAAGACGCCCUGGAAUGAAACUAAAACGGUGGCUGGGGUGAUUGCCGUGUGUCUAGGAGGGACUUUAGGAAGUAUAGUUAUAUGCUAUCACGUUUUUGGUCAGUUUUAUGUCUUGCAAUCAUUUAUUUCCGCGUUGUUGGGUGCGGCAGUGGAGUUUUAUUCUCCACCAGGAUUAGAUAAUAUUUUUAUUCCUAUUCCUGCUUUACUGAUUAAUUUACCCUUCUUUUACUAUUGCUUUUGUUGUUAUCUGUUUUUGCCCAAUAAUAAAAAGUAUUGA
Molecule: messenger RNA, 747 nt
Organism: Entamoeba invadens IP1
Lineage: Eukaryota; Evosea; Mastigamoebida; Endamoebidae
Exons: 1
Coding region: 1-747 (248 amino acids)
Molecular function (GO): ATP-dependent diacylglycerol kinase activity
Source: RefSeq, a predicted model, not a curated record